Messenger RNA from Lycium ferocissimum, 1194 nucleotides. RefSeq names its product peroxidase 21-like. Bases 84 to 1073 code for a protein of 329 amino acids. Gene Ontology annotation, molecular function: heme binding; peroxidase activity. Lineage: Eukaryota; Viridiplantae; Streptophyta; Magnoliopsida; Solanales; Solanaceae. Gene Ontology annotation, cellular component: plasmodesma; plant-type cell wall. Gene Ontology annotation, biological process: response to oxidative stress; hydrogen peroxide catabolic process. The record is from RefSeq and is a predicted model, not a curated record. The transcript has 5 exons.
CUUCUUCCAAUACAGUUAUAGAAACUUUACUAUAUAAUGAUAGUGAUAUUAAGAAGAAGAGAGCACUUCACUAGACCGAAGAUAUGGCCACCAACAACCAACAUUUCAGCCACUUCUCAACAUUCAUCUGUCUAAUAUUAGCAUUACUCCUCAACAUUCAUUAUGCAAAAAGUGAUCUCCAGUUAAAUUACUACUCAGAGAGUUGCCCAACAGCUGAAGAAAUCAUCAAAGAACAAGUCAUCAAGUUGUACCACAAGCAUGAAAAUACUGCAGCUUCUUGGAUCAGAAAUAUCUUCCAUGAUUGCAUGGUUAAGUCAUGUGAUGCAUCAAUACUGUUGGACACAACAAAGGAACAAAAAUCAGAGAAGACAUCUCAGAGGAAUUUUGGGAUGAGAAAUUUCAAGUAUAUAGAGACUAUCAAAGAGGCCCUUGAGAAUGAGUGUCCCAACACUGUUUCUUGUGCUGAUAUUGUUGUUCUUUCUGCUAGGGAUGGUGUUGUCAUGUUAGGAGGACCACACAUUGAAAUGAAAACUGGCAGGAGGGACAGCAAAGACAGCUACUUAGCAGAAGUUGAGAAUUUCAUCCCUAACCACAAUGAUUCUAUGUCAUUAGUUCUUUCUCGUUUCAAGUCUGUUGGUGUUGAUGCUCAAGGAACAGUUGCUCUACUAGGUGCACACUCAGUAGGAAGAGUUCAUUGUGUAAACAUUGUACACAGACUUUACCCAACAGUUGAUCCAACCUUGGACCCUGACUAUGCCAAUUACCUUAAAACCCGAUGCCCAGAUCCACAACCCGACCCGAAUGUAAUGGAGUUUGCUAGAAACGACCGAGAAACUCCAAUGGUGUGGGACAAUUUGUACUACAAGAAUAUUUUAAGCAACAAAGGGCUGUUAAUUGUGGAUCAACAGUUAGUUUCUGAUCCAACUACUUAUCCUUUUGUGGAAAAAUUUGCUGCUGAUAAUGCCAAUUUUCAUGCUCAGUUUGGUAAAGCUUUGAUCAUUUUGUCAGAAAAUAGUCCGCUAACUGGUGAUCAAGGGGAGAUAAGAAAGGUUUGUAGCCAUGUCAACAAGUGAUAAUUAGUGCUUUAAUUAGAAGUACUUUUAUCUUGUUGGGUAUGUCAACAUUAUUAAAAUAAAGUGUACCGGUAGCUUGUUUGGAUGAUUUCUCUAUAUCGCAUCGUAUCGUAUCAUGCAU